AUCCUCUUGGUUUCUUGUGUAUCGUUCUGCCGGGAAAACAGACCCUGCAUUUUCUUUGUUGCCGGUCAUGCAUUGCUUAUGACACUCUAUUUUAAUGUUUAUGGGUGACGGAGACCGGGAUACUAACCGUCAUGAACCACACACAGCUUGCAGAUCUGCUUGCCAGAACAAUGCCUCAAAACACCUCGACUGGCUCCUCCCACCGGACUGCUCAUAGCUCAAACUUGUCACCUCGACAGAAGUUCCAGGCACACGUCCGCACGUUGAGCGACGACUCUCUCGCCUCUCGAAACACGCCAUCCCCGCGUCGAGCGCCAGAAUUGCAACACGUCUCUGGCCUGCGAGUGAAACCAGAUGACAGUCCUCCACCACGAAAUCCUGCUCGACCGAGCCCAGUCUACAGAUAUGACGAAGCAGAUCUGCGCGUAUCAAGGGAUGGACAACCAGCAUUCAUUGCAGAAGAGCGCGAAGCUUGGGCGAGACCUUCGCCUCUGCGGAUCCGGAAAAGACCCUCGACUGAUGUUUAUUUUCUACAGCCGCCAGAAGAAGACUCUCCAGUACGGCAGCCAAGCAAGGACACUCGAGGACUUCAGCCAUUUGCCCCUUUCUCGGAUGCUGUAGACGAGAAUGAAAGACCAAAGACCAGUCGGGGACCAGACCCGAAUCGACCCAGCUUUGAUAAUUAUAAUUCUAAUGGAGAUCAAGCAUUGGUAACCCGCAAUUCAAAGUUCGCGGAAGGGAGCAUGAACAACCGUUCGGCUGGUAUAUCGUCGACCUGGCACAAACACGGUUCCAUUUCUAGCCUUUCCGCUGCCGAGUCAGACAGAGAAUCCACCCCACGAGCAUCUCCACAACGUUCUUCGAUUGAUCUGGAUGAGUUCAAACCACCCGCAGUCACUCCAGCUACCUUGAAACAACGUCUGCUCAAGAUUGGGUCAACUUUCAAACACAAUGAAAAGCCUACCAAGGUUGAAGCACAACCACAAGUCGAAAAGAAGAAGAAGGGCCUACGGAAGAGCAUCUCAAUGUGGAAUAUCCAUAACAUCGGCGACAAGAGGAAGACCCGUGCAUCUGCUUCGACGCAUGACCUUGAUCCGAAACCAUCAGCUCCCGAUUCAACUGCUCAUCAUCCCACUUCGGAUGUGCUUAACGAUCGCAAAAGAAGAGCUGAGGAAGCCUACGCUGAGCAAUUCGGUACAAAGAGGAGGAAGUCGGCGGGUGGCCAGGUCAAUUUGCCGGCGGCGCCAGCAGAACCACGCCCGCUUCCCGUGCCCAAAUCCCAGAGUAGAAACUCCGGAGGUAGCAGACGUGGUCGACGCGUCUCCUCCAUCGCGAUCAGCACCGAUUCCGAAAUGUCGGACGAGCACACUGACAUUGAUCACCACAAACGUCCGAGUCGUCGUGAGCUAGAGAAAGAGAAUCAUCAACUCCGAGAAAUGCUUAAGCACCAACAGCCACGUCGAAAGUCUGAUGGUAGUGCUCUUGUCCAGACGGUCUCAACGUCUGCAUCCACGCAACAUCUCGCAGAGUCUGACAACACGAAUGAUUCUCAGCCUCGCAAAGUAUCCAGCAAGAAGCUAGAUGUACCACCUCUACCGCCGAUUCCAGAUCGCGUCGCUCUACGAAACCUAAGUAAUACGAGGAACCAGCCCAAGAACAAAGCCACUAAUGCGAGCACGACGAAUACAAGUGCUAAUGCUAAUCUUGAUGGCGACUCGGAGGACCUGAAACGACCCCAUCUCAUAAUCUCCGGUGCAGCGGGCCUACCUCGGCCAGUCUCGAUGAUUCUCGAGGAAGACGAGGAGGCAACUGAGAACAAGACGCCAACACCGAGUCCGAGUCCCAAGAGAAGAGUCCUCGAACCGAGUUCAGUGGAGAGGAGGAAGACGAGAGACCAUAUCGCCAUGCAGAUGAAGGGGUUCAAGAGGGAACAGUGGGAGUGGCCGGAUGAUGUUUUCUGACCGCCAUGACGAGAGGACAAUGAGUGGAUUGAUGGAUUGACGGAUGAAGGAAGAAAAUCGAGUGAUGAGCCAAUAAAUGGCUGGAAGUUAUGCUGAUGGUUGAUAAGCAUAGCUUCGUACGACGUGAUGGAGCGAACGUUGACCUUUUUCUCAUCCUACACAACCAAGAAUGACAUUUGGAAUGAGUAGCGUUGGAUCUGGAUUUUGAGCGGAGUGUGCUUGGAUGAGCUGAAGUGAGCUGGGUGGUCUGAGCGCUUUGUUGUUCGUUUUCUCUUCAGUUUGUAGCGUUCUUCGAACAGAAACCAAUUUUGAUACGCUUGAAGAACCCGCA
Exophiala xenobiotica is the source of this 2292-nucleotide messenger RNA. RefSeq lists its product as uncharacterized. NCBI's taxonomy places the organism in Eukaryota, Fungi, Ascomycota, Eurotiomycetes, Chaetothyriales, Herpotrichiellaceae. The record is from RefSeq and is a predicted model, not a curated record. Bases 132 to 1961 code for a protein of 609 amino acids. The transcript has a single exon.